GCGCGAGUGAGCCCGGCCAGCUUCCGUAGAUUCUGAGCGCGUGCGUGACGCAGCAGCGUCCAACGGUCAGAAGAAUUUUCACAGGCAAGAUGGCGACUUCGGAGCCGCGAGGAACUGAAAAUGAAGAAGGCCGUGCUGAUAGUCCUACGGCUGCUGUGACGAGUCCUGAACAGUACAUCAAACACCCUUUGCAAAACAGAUGGGCUCUCUGGUAUUUCAAAAAUGACAAGAGUAAAAGUUGGACAGAAAAUCUGCGUCUCAUCUCCAAGUUUGACACGGUGGAAGAUUUCUGGGCAUUAUACAAUCACAUACAGCAGCCCAGUAAGCUUGGAUUUGGCUGUGACUACUGUUUAUUUAAGGAUGGUAUUAAACCCAUGUGGGAGGAUGACAGGAAUAAACUCGGUGGAAGGUGGUUAAUGACCCUGAGCAAACAGCAACGGCACAAUGACCUUGACCGCUACUGGAUGGAGACACUGUUGUGUUUAAUCGGAGAGUCCUUUGAUGAGGCCAGUGAAGACGUGUGUGGAGCUGUGGUCAAUGUCAGGCCAAAGGGGGAUAAAAUAGCCAUCUGGACAGGCAACUGCCAAAACAGGGACGCUAUCAUGACGAUAGGGCAACAAUACAAAGAGCGUUUGAGUCUCCCAAUCAAAACCCUCAUCGGAUACCAGUCACAUGACGACACCUCUAGCAAAAGUGGCUCUACAACAAAGAACAUGUAUUCAGUUUGAAGAAAACUCAUUUCAACUCAUUGUAGGUUUAUAAAAUUUCAAAUUCGCAUCACAUUAAUACUUUUGAGUUGUCAACUACUGUAGUGUCCUUCCUUUUUAAGAAAAGAAAAAAAAAGUCAAAUAUGUAAAUGUAGUGCUCUCCAGCCUGAAAUGAUCGGCACCGUUACCGUGUGGAUCAGAGGACGUCUGCUUGUUUAGACCUGAGAGAGGACCGCAUCAGCUAAAGCUACACGAGUUGAGCUAGAUGUUACUGAUAUCAUUUUAGUCAUUAAAAGGACUAAUCCAGACUUACCUAGCUGAAGAGGUUCUAAGGCUUAGAUAAGAGACAUACCGUUCUUUGCUUUAACCUUUCUUUCUCUUGCGUGUCACGCCAUGAAGUGUUUCUCACCGUCAGACGAACAAAUAAACCCACAACUAAAUCCGCACGGACAUUUUAAGGGCCCAAACUGUUUUAACAUGCUUUGGUUGGAGGUGUUUGGCAUGAGAAGUGAUUGCAGAGACGCCUGCAGACUGACUAUCUUAAAGGUUUGUAAAGGAUUACUUUCGCUCGAGCUCCAAGUUUGAAAUUUGGAGGAGUGGUCAUUUAUUGUUUCAGCUAUGCUGGAAUUGUGGCAUCUUGCUUGUAGACCUAUCUAACAGUUGUUUCUCCCCUUCAUCUAUUUAUGAAAUGCUUUGCAGUUGAACUAUGUAGUGUGAGGAACACCAUGAAAAUCAAGCUCCUGUUUUCUUUCGGUUACUUUUUGAGGUUCUUAGCAAUGUGGACAACUGCUUGCUGUUUUUUUUGUUUUGUUUUGUUUCAAUUUUUAUUAUUAUUUUUUUUUUUUUUUACAGUGUAUUCAGUGAAUGCCUGGACAUACAUGCUUUUUAGGUUUGCUACCACUUUCCCCCCUCAUUGAUACUGUAGACAUUUUCUAGUUUACCCCAAUCUUUGGAUCAGUGAAAGAAGAUAGGAUAUUCAUUGUGAAUUUAUUUUGCUCAUAAUGUAUCUUUAUUAUCUGUAAUUCCAGGAUGUAUAUUACCUUCUUUCAAAGUAAAGGUUAUGUGCUUUGCAUUAACAUUUGAA
Puntigrus tetrazona (Sumatra barb) is the source of this 1791-nucleotide messenger RNA. It is a transcript of the gene eif4e1c, whose product is annotated as eukaryotic translation initiation factor 4E family member 1c. The transcript is spliced from 7 exons. Gene Ontology annotation, molecular function: RNA 7-methylguanosine cap binding; translation initiation factor activity. The record is from RefSeq and is a predicted model, not a curated record. Gene Ontology annotation, cellular component: eukaryotic translation initiation factor 4F complex; cytoplasm. NCBI's taxonomy places the organism in Eukaryota, Metazoa, Chordata, Actinopteri, Cypriniformes, Cyprinidae. The coding region runs from base 90 to 728 and encodes 212 amino acids. Gene Ontology annotation, biological process: translational initiation.